AUAUAAAGCACAUGCAUGAUUUCACUGCUAGCUUUAGCUUUUCCUUUUUAUAAGUCUCGCUAAGGAAAGUUGCAUUAUUGUCUUGAGCUAUGGCUUCUGCCAAAGUUAUUUUCACUUUCUUUCUCGUCUUUGCCUUCAAUCUUCUAGUUCUUCCUCGUGCAUGCGAUGCAUUCCUUCUAAAGAGACAUCGAUAUGGAUGUGGGUUUGAUGCAAUUUAUCAACUAGGGGAUUCCACAUCAGACACUGGCAAUUUGAUCCAAGAGGAUCCUGCAUCUCUAUUUGCUCGACGUCCUUAUGGUGAAACCUUUUUCAAGAAGCCAACAGGUAGAUGCUCAAAUGGGUUGUUGAUGAUUGACUAUAUAGCAAUUUCAGCUGGCAUUCCCUUUCUUGAUGCCUAUCUGAAUCCAAAUGCUAAAUUUGGUCGUGGCCGGGGAGUGAAUUUUGCUGUUGCUGGUUCUACUGCUUUGCCUGCACAUGUCCUAGCAGAGAAGGGAAUUUUAUCUGCAGUCACUAACAGUUCUCUGAGCACACAACUUGAUUGGAUGUUCACCUAUUUUAAUGGAAUAUGUUAUGAUGAAAAAGAUUGUGUUGAGAAACUUAAAUCAUCUCUUUUCAUGGUUGGAGAGAUUGGAAGCAAUGAUUAUAGCUAUGCAUUAUCUCAAGGCAAAACCAUGGAGGAAGUAAAGACAAUGGUACCUGAUGUUGUUGGAGCCAUAAAGGAAGCUAUUAAGAGUGUAAUAGGUUAUGGCGCGAGACGAGUGGUUGUUCCAGGAAAUUGUCCGAUUGGAUGUCUGCCAAUUUAUCUUACCGGAUUCCAAACCAAUGAUACUACUGCGUAUGAUGACUUUUACUGCCUAAAGGAAUUAAACAAUCUUUCAAUCUAUCACAAUCAGCAUCUCCAACAAACCAUUGAAGAUUUGAGGAAAGAAAAUCCCAACGUGACUAUAGGAUAUGGUGACUAUUACAAUGCAUACCUUUGGAUUUUGACUCAUGCCCUAUCACUUGGUUUUGAUGCAAAAUCUUUACAAAAAACUUGUUGCGGUAUCGGAGGUGAUUACAAUUUUAGUCCCUUGAAAAUGUGUGGAGCUACUGGUGUACCUGUUUGUCCUGAACCAAAUAGACUUAUCAGCUGGGAUGGUGUUCAUUUAACACAAGCAACAUAUCAGCACAUAGCAAGUUGGCUUAUCCAUGAUAUGUACAAAAACCAUCAGUGUAGUUUCUAUUACUGA
Molecule: messenger RNA, 1229 nt
Organism: Hevea brasiliensis (rubber tree)
Lineage: Eukaryota; Viridiplantae; Streptophyta; Magnoliopsida; Malpighiales; Euphorbiaceae
Product: acetylajmalan esterase-like
Exons: 5
Coding region: 90-1229 (379 amino acids)
Molecular function (GO): hydrolase activity, acting on ester bonds
Source: RefSeq, a predicted model, not a curated record